This is a messenger RNA of Sardina pilchardus (European sardine), 1239 nucleotides long. RefSeq names its product growth hormone releasing hormone receptor, like (gene ghrhrl). The record is from RefSeq and is a predicted model, not a curated record. The transcript is spliced from 13 exons. Gene Ontology annotation, molecular function: growth factor binding; G protein-coupled peptide receptor activity; growth hormone-releasing hormone receptor activity. Gene Ontology annotation, biological process: positive regulation of cell population proliferation; cell surface receptor signaling pathway; adenylate cyclase-activating G protein-coupled receptor signaling pathway. Bases 1 to 1239 code for a protein of 412 amino acids. Gene Ontology annotation, cellular component: plasma membrane. NCBI's taxonomy places the organism in Eukaryota, Metazoa, Chordata, Actinopteri, Clupeiformes, Clupeidae.
AUGAGUGUCCUCAGUGUGAAGAUUCUGUGCGCUGUCUUCCUGACAACGGUGUCGGCAGGGCUCCACCCUGAGUGUGAAUACAUCUACCAGCUGGAGCAGGAGGAGAUACGCUGCCUCAGACAGAUUGAAGAAUAUGAGAACACCUCAUCUUCAGGUUGUCUGCCAGAGUGGGACAGUGUGGUGUGUUGGCAGGCAGCGGUGGUCGGAGAGACGGUCCAGGUGCCCUGUCCAGCGGUCUUCUCUCUCUUCCAGAACAGCACAGGCACGGUGAGCCGCAACUGCACCAGCAGCGGCUGGACGCUGCCUUUCCCUCCGUACCACGUGGCCUGCACUGUGGACGACGACAUACACAUACCUGAGGAGUCAUACUUCGCCACAGUGAAACUGAUCUACUCUAUCGGUUACGGUGCAUCGCUGGUUUCUCUCUCCAUUGCCGUGGUGAUCCUGCUACUCUUCAGGCGACUCCACUGUGCGCGGAACUACAUCCACAUUCAGCUGUUUCUCACCUUCAUUCUAAAAUCCGUGGGUGUGUUUGUGAAAGACGCCACGCUGUUCAGCGAGGAUAUGGACCACUGCACCCUCUCCACCGCAGCCUGUAAGGCGGCGGUGGUGUUCUGCCACUACUGCGUGAUGUGUAAUUUCGCCUGGCUCCUGGUGGAGGCGCUCUACAUCAACUGUCUCUUGCUGGUGGCUGUGCCUCGCAGCCGCUGCUGCCUGUGGGCCUUCAGCCUGCUGGGCUGGGGUGUACCGCUUGUGUUCAUCCUGCUGUGGAUCGGUUCGCGGCUCGGUUUCGAGGAUACAGGAUGCUGGGACAUCAAUGAGGAAUCUCACUACUGGUGGAUUAUCAAAGGACCCAUCGUGGUCUCCAUAGGAGUGAAUUUCCUGCUUUUCGUGAACAUCAUCAGGAUCCUUGUGCAGAAGCUGAACCCACGACUCAUCCACUUCAACAACUCCUCCCAUUACCGGCGUCUGACUAAGUCCACCCUGCUGCUCAUCCCUCUCUUUGGGACACACUACAUGGUCUUCAACUUCCUGCCCGAUUACUUCAAUGUGAGUCUGAGGCUGUGUAUCGAGCUCUGCCUCGGCUCUUUCCAGGGCCUUGUUGUGGCAAUCUUGUACUGCUUUCUCAACCAGGAGGUCCAGUCUGAGCUGCAGGUCCGCUGGCUACGAUGGCAGGAGAACAGCUACGGCACAGUCCCCGCUGGAGCCAAAGGCAGUCAAAUGGACACGCCCUUUUAG